GGAUUUCGGUUUCAAUGAUCGUCCAUUGCAGAAGUAGCUAAAUCGGGGUAAUGAUGAAUCCAAUUUUGCUUGCCGCUAUUCCAAUUAUUUCUUUUUUCUUCCUACUACUAAAAAGAAGGAAGGCCAACUCACAGAAGGUAGCUCUCGUACCUUCACCUCCGAGACUUCCUUUCAUAGGUAAUCUCCACCAACUUGGCUCGAUUCCCCAUCGCUCGCUCUACAAGCUUUCAAAGCAGCAUGGACCUUUGAUGCUUCUUCAUCUUGGUAGUUUUCGAACUCUAGUAGUCUCAAGCCCCAAAAUUGUUGAAGAGGUGAUUAGAAACAAUGAUAUCGUAUUUGCAACUCGUCCAAUGACGAAGCUAACGGAUGCUUUGUCCAACAACAAGAAUGACAUAGCCUUUGCUCCAUAUGGAGAGAAUUGGAGACAAAUGAAAAAGCUUGCCAGAACCCACCUUCUUAGCUCACAAAAAGUGAAGUCCCUGAGCUUCGCUCGGGCAGAGGAGUUGUCUCUUUUGCUUGGAAAAGUUGCGGAUGAAACUUCGAGGGGUAAUGGAGUUGUAAAACUCACAGAGAUGUUAAAUUCUUACGUAACCAAGUUGAUAACUAGAGUGAUUUUAGGAUCAUGGAUAACUGAAGAGAAAAAGGCACUUUGGUCUAAACUAUCACACGAGUCUUCAACUUUAGUUUUUCAAGCUUUCUUUGAGGAUUUUUUUCCAAAUUUAAAAUGGCUAGAUGUGCUAUGCGGAUUAGAUAGAAAGCUCAAGAAUUACACGAAGAAUCGGGAUGCUACUUUUGAUGCAAUUAUUAAGAACCAUGGUCAUGAGUCAAAGGAGGUGAACGGUAAGAAUAGCACUUACUUCAUUGAUACGUUACUUGAUUUGCAGAAUGAUUCGAGCUUGGGGUUUGUCCUCACAGACGAUCACAUCAGGGGUCUUAUAUUGAAUUUGAUUGUUGCUGGAAUAGAGACAACAUCCACAACUCUGGAUUGGUGCAUGGCAGAACUUAUGCGAAAUCCUGAAGUGAUGAAAAAGGUAAAGGACGAACUGAGAAAAGUGGCUCAUGGAGAAGACAUGAUUAGUGAAGAACAGUUAGGCCAACUGAGCUACUUUAAGGUUUUUAUAAAAGAAGUCAUUCGGCUGCAUCCACCUGUUCCAUUAUUGCUUCCUCGAGAGUCAUUGCAAGAGUGUCAAAUACAAGGCUACAAUAUUCCUAAGCAAACUAGACUAGUCUUCAAUGCAUGGGCUUUGGGGAGAGAUGAAUCGUAUUGGGAAGCACCAGAACAGUUCAAGCCAGAAAGAUUCUUUGAUUGUACAGUAGACUACAAGGGUAAUGAUUUUUUCUUCAUUCCAUUUGGUGUUGGUCGUAGGAUUUGCCCAGGAAUGAAUUUUUCAAUGGCUAUUAUUGAGAUUACUCUGGCAAAUCUUCUGCAUCGCUUUGAUUGGAGUCUGCCUAACGGCAUAACUAUUGACGAUAUAGACAUGGAUGAAGGUGGAGAAGUAAUUUCUUUUCGGAAACAAAAGUUGGAGUUGGUGCCAACAGCUUGUAAGGUUAAUUAAAGCUACAUAAUGUCAUUUUAAAUAAGAUGCUAUGAUCAUCUCAUAUAUUUGAGAACAUCAUUCUAUGUAAUACAUUCGUGCACUAAAUGUUUGAAACCACUAAUAAUAACAUAUUCCUAUUAUGUAAAAGCAUAUGCUUAGUAGUUUAGCGAUCAUCAUACAGAAAAAUUAAAUAAGGAAUUAAGAAAAUAUAGCUUUAUAGAAGAAGUGGAGAGAAAACUAACAUUUUCAGUGUUACAUUGUAUAAGGCCACCACCUCAAUAUAUUACAAGUUCAUCAUU
Molecule: messenger RNA, 1837 nt
Organism: Dendrobium catenatum
Lineage: Eukaryota; Viridiplantae; Streptophyta; Magnoliopsida; Asparagales; Orchidaceae
Product: cytochrome P450 71A1
Exons: 2
Coding region: 51-1556 (501 amino acids)
Molecular function (GO): monooxygenase activity; oxidoreductase activity, acting on paired donors, with incorporation or reduction of molecular oxygen; iron ion binding
Source: RefSeq, a predicted model, not a curated record